Podospora anserina S mat+ is the source of this 1938-nucleotide messenger RNA. RefSeq lists its product as uncharacterized. The coding region runs from base 1 to 1938 and encodes 645 amino acids. Gene Ontology annotation, biological process: vacuolar transport; protein localization to membrane. The transcript has 2 exons. Gene Ontology annotation, cellular component: fungal-type vacuole membrane; endosome. The record is from RefSeq and is a predicted model, not a curated record. NCBI's taxonomy places the organism in Eukaryota, Fungi, Ascomycota, Sordariomycetes, Sordariales, Podosporaceae.
AUGCAACUACGAAGCCACGCGCCCUCAGGGGCAACGCUCUUGAUCUCCUUACUCGCCCUUCCCCAACUCACAUCAGCUUUCUACCUUCCAGGUGUUGCGCCGACCUCAUACAAGCAGGAUGACGCCGUACCACUCUACGUCAACGCGAUUCGACCAGUCGGCGAUGCAGAUUCAGUAUUACACUCAGUAUUAUCAUGGGACUACUACCACCCAACAUUUCAGUUCUGCGCGCCAGAAGGGGGAGGGCAACCUGUGGGUGAGAGCUUGGGAAGCAUCUUGUUUGGAGACAGAAUCAAAACUUCGGCCUUCGAGCUCAAGAUGAAGCACAACGAAACCUGCAAGAAGCAGUGCGAGGUGACAUACGGAAAGAACGCGGCCCAGUUCAUAAACCAGCAGAUUCAAGAAGGUGUCAGUCUCAACUGGCUGGUGGAUGGGCUUCCGGCAGGCCAGAAGACAAUCGAUGUCUUGUCCGACACUGAGUUUACGAACCCCGGUUUCCUGUUGGGCGAGCAGCUAGACGAUGGCCGAAUCAAGUUCAACAACCACUACGACAUCGUUAUCGAGUAUCACGAGGUCAACGGAAACAACGGCCAGUACCGUGUUGUCGGCGUCAUUGUCCAGCCCGAGUCGAGGAAGUACACUGGCGAGAUCGGCCCGGACACUUGCAACACAGCACCGGACAUCGUCGAGCUGAGCGAGACAGGCGACACCAAAGUGCGGUUCACCUACAGCGUAUACUGGAUCGAGUCUACGACUGCUUGGGCCACCAGAUGGGACAAGUACCUCCAUGUGUACGACCCCAAGAUUCAGUGGUUCUCCCUCAUCAACUCGUCUGUUAUUGUCAUCUUCCUCGUCCUAACUGUCAUGUCCGUCUUGGUCCGGGCUCUGAAGAAGGACAUUGCGCGGUACAACCGUUUGGAUCAGAUCAACCUCGAUGACCUGUCUGGAACUUCUGUGCUGGAAGAUGGCGUGCAGGAGGACUCAGGCUGGAAGCUCGUCCAUGGCGACGUCUUCCGCAAUCCUUCCCACCCACUCCUCCUCUCCGUAUUCUUGGGCAACGGCACCCAGCUCUUCGUCAUGGCUGGCUUCACCAUUGCCUUUGCCCUGCUAGGCUUCCUCUCCCCGUCCAACCGCGGUUCUCUCGGCACCAUCAUGGUCCUCCUUUACACGGUUUUGGGCUUUGUCGGUGGCUACACCUCUGCUCGCAUGUACAAGUCGCUCCAUGGCGAGAAGUGGAAGCUCAACAUCAUCCUGACUCCUCUCUUGGUGCCUGGGAUCGUCUUCGCCGUCUUCUUUCUGCUCGACCUCUUCCUGUGGGCCGAGGAGUCAUCGGGCGCCGUGCCAUUUACCACCAUGCUCGUGCUCAUCUUCAUUUGGUUCCUCAUCAGUGUUCCCCUUUCGUUCGCUGGCUCCUGGCUUGCCUUCCGCGCACCCGCGAUCGAACCUCCUGUGCGCACCAACCAGAUUCCUCGCCAGAUCCCGCCAGUCACCACAUAUCUCAAGCCCAUUCCCAGCAUGCUUCUCGUUGGUCUGCUUCCCUUUGGCGCCAUCUUCGUGGAGCUUUACUUUAUUAUGACGUCGAUCUGGUUCAGCCGGAUCUACUACAUGUUUGGGUUCUUGUUUCUGUGCUACGGCUUGAUGAUCAUCACUUGCGCCGCCGUCACCGUGCUGCUGGUUUACUUCUUGCUAUGCGCUGAGAACUACAACUGGCAGUGGAGGGCUUUCUUGGCUGCUGGUACAAGCGGUGGGUAUAUCUUCCUCAACGCCCUCAUCUACUGGGUUACCAAGCUGUCUUUGAGCGGGUUUGCGGGAAGUGUGUUGUACAUUGGGUACAGCGCCUUGAUUUCCUUUUUGUUCUUCAUCCUGACUGGCACCAUCGGAUAUUUUGCCAGCUGGCUGUUUGUGCGCAAGAUUUACUCUUCCAUCAAGAUUGACUAG